CACCUGAUUGCAACAACUUUCCCAAUAUGUUGAUCAAUCUAUGAGCUGUGACUGUGAGUGGUCCUGCAAAUCUCCUGCUUGUAGCCGCUUGCUUCGACGUCAAGUCGUCCUCCAGUACGUGGUCGAAGUUCAGGAACUAUUGCAAGAUCCACAUUCUUCGACGUCGAAAACGUCACAUUGGACCUUCACACUGAGUUCCAGUCAAAAUGGUGAUCGUGGUGAACGGAGUGCUAGAAGUGUCGCGGCGCACGUUGCGCCUGAGCACAUUUUCGCUCUCGACGCAUCUUCUCCUGGCUCAGGGAAUCAGCCACGAACAGGAGAAACAGGCUGUCAUCGAUUGGGAUGGAGACGUAGAAAGUCAGGACAUGGAUGGCGCAACGGCUUUUACGCAAGUAGUGACACCGCCGCCCGAGGACAAAGAGUCUCAAGUAGCAGAGGCCAUCGACAUGAAUGCCAAUGCGCUGAGAAAGAUAAUGAGAAAAGCGGCAGCUUCGCUUGCCCUUUCGCAUGCGGGAGGAAAACCAAAAGGGCUGAAGAUGUUUGAUAAUUUUGGCCUGAGGAACGGGGACGGCAGGAACUUGCUCGGUCCGCUGGAGGCUACCGAUUCGAAGCCGUUAGCGGGAGACCAUGGGAGUCUCACCACCAAGCCUUCGUCUCCUGCUAAAUCGGCCGCGCUGAAUGGAGGAGGUGUCGAUGCGCAGGCGUUGCCGUCGCUCAACACGAGGGGCGCGGAUCGUCGUCUAGAGGAAAAAACGCCCCAAGACCUGCAGCAGCCUCUUUCGGGGGAGGCGCAGAAAAAUGUUCUUAGAGCCACUGUACGUAAGGUGAAUGCAGGGCUGGUCAAGAGACUGGGCAACACAAUGAAUAAACGCGGUGGCCCAGGAGUGAACAGGGAAGCCUUUUUGGGUCAGCUCGUCGACGAUGGCGUAUUUAAGGAGCCCAUGGACCUAAACCCGCUGAAACAAAUUGCGAAGCAAGUCCGAAAGGCCUUGAUUGAUGAGGAAACAGAGCUUCACGGUCACGAUCCGAAAAGAAAGGAGGAAUUGGAGGCUCUCAUUGACGCAACAGAUAAGUCUGCAGAGCUAAAUGCGCGACUCGAGGAACUCGCCUUCCACAAUCACGAGACAAGCGAUUCUGACAGGCUGGUUGUCGAAAUUCAAUUGCUUUUACUCACCCAGCUUGCCGAUAUUGACCAGUCUGAGGUUAAACGCGCUGUAGAAAACAGAUCCGAGCGUGUAUCGCUAGACGGCUGGCGUCGCAAGACGACGGAGGAUUUGCUAGCCAUCAUACAGCGCGUGGAUGCCAGCACGAUCGAAGACGCCAUAGCGAGUGGGAGUGCUUCCUCCGGAAGUCCGGAUCAAAAUGGAGGACAAUUUCUCUUUCCCAUCCCUCCUUCAGUUCCUUUCUGGAACUUGUUUUAGCAAAUGCUGAAGGGCCGCGGGCUAGAAUCUGGCGAUGGUGUAACCGACAUGCAAAAAAGUGCGGGGGUGGCGCGAGAUGUCUUAAUCGGAGAAGCUGGUGGUACGGACGAAAAGCUCAAAAACUGCAACUUGGUGGUGGAGAUGAAGAACGAUAAACAUAAAAAUUGCUUUCAGAUUCUAUCUGCGCUCCUCCAGGGAUGCUUCUUGCGAGGCUCGGAGGCUAGUAGCCCCAGCGAGUGGGCCUUCGACCAAGAUCAAGCAGAAAAAAAUCUGCCGCGGAUUCGAGUACUCUUACUCACCAUCCUCGCCAACAUCGAUCAGACCGAGUUUGAGAAAAUGGCAGAAGGGGCGACGAAAGGUCGUGGAUGAGGAGGCUUUUUUACGACUUUCGGUGGGAGUGGACGUGGAU
This is a messenger RNA of Amoebophrya sp. A25, 1830 nucleotides long. The record is from the annotation of a GenBank genome assembly. Lineage: Eukaryota; Dinophyceae; Syndiniales; Amoebophryaceae.